AGAGAGAGAGAGAGAGUGUGUGUGUGAGAAUUAGCGUAAGAUCGAAAAGAGCAGAGCGCAACGUAAUCGAUAUGUCAUAGGUCAAGCAGAUGAGAUAUUCCGUAGGCGACGGUCGCGCGUAACGUGCAGUCGACAACGUGUUUGCCAGCUAAACGCCAAAGGCUAAGAGGAACGAGUUAGAGCUGGCCAUUGCGUAAUUUGCAACGCCUGAGCCAAGGGGUGUUUUGCUCGACAUCCUCCCCCACCGCGUUUCGCUGCCUACUACCAUCACCUUCAAGGCCGGAAACGGACUCGCGCGCUUGCGAGAUUCACGCGAGCGAAGAAGAGAAGUCGUACGCGGCACCGCUGCACCUAGACGAAAAUGGCGCGCCCGGGCUUCAAGAGGCGACACACGGAGCUCCAGCUCGAAUCCGUGGCGAGGAUCUCUAACUUCCCGAUCGUCGAGAGUGGCAUCGGCAUCGCCGGCACUGUCUACGAGAAAAUAAAGCGCUCAAACUCAUUGAUGAACUGGGGUCUCGAAACGGCGGAACAGUCCCUGGCGAUGGCAACGGCGUCGGCGGUGCCGGCGAUUAUGGCCCUCAACCUGCCGAUCUCUACGAUCGAUCAAAUGCUCUGCAAAGGCAUCGACAUUGUCGAGCAGCGCGUCCCUGCCGUGCAUCUUCCUCCACACCUCAUGUACUGGAAUACACGAGAAUAUGUAAAUAACAAAUUCGUGAAGCCUGUGCUGAUAAGGGCGGAUAGCGUCAAAUUAAUCGGCAGCCAAGCGGCAAAUGCAGCUGUCGAAAGGCUGGUCGGUGCCAUCAAUGUUGCCGACCAAUACGUCGAUCGCUAUCUCCCAGCCGAUCCAGCCGAUAAAAUUGCUGAAACCUGCACAGACUCUAUCAACGCCGAUGAAACGAGCAAUAAAGCGGUCGGAACGAUCGAGAAAGGUGCCAGAUUCUCGCGCAAACUCCAGCGAAGGUUGACGCGUCGCACUUUGGCCGAAGCUCGAGCACUUAAGGAGCAGGGAACCGAGUGUAUACAUGUACUACUCUACGUUGCUGAACUGAUAGUCACGGAUCCGAAACUUGCCUUGCAGAAGGCCAAGGAGCUGUGGGCGUCGUUAAGCCUGCCCGAGCCAGAGAACCAGGCCCGACCCACGAACCUGGAGCAGUUGCUAGUCCUCUUCACUCGCGAAACAACGCGCCGUGUCGUUCACCUGGUGAACGGCACCGCAAAUCUGGCAUCCCGAGCCCCGAAACGCAUGGCUCGCGCCCUCCUCGGCGUCUCCCAUCGGCUGAUCGCAAUCUUCGAGCAGGUUCUCAAGAUGGUACUGAUUGUAGGGAAGCGCGAGAUUUCCAGUGCACAAUUCAAUGCUUUAAGUGGUGCAAUCUUCAGGCUUAAUUCCUUUACAAAUCAAUUUUUGGAAGAACUGGCGGCUGUUUUAGCUGGCCGUCCUCAAGUUAUUAAGGGAGCACAUUCAUCGAUUCGUCAGGUUAACCACAAUAACUACAUUUCUAAUGCCACAAAUCCAUCGAUAAACGGAAUUGAAUAAUACACAUUUCUAGAUUCCUCUAAUAUUAAGAAAUGCGUUAUCUUGAAAAAAAAGGAGUUGAAAAAUAAAGUU
Messenger RNA from Ceratosolen solmsi marchali, 1606 nucleotides. RefSeq names its product lipid storage droplet-1 (gene Lsd-1). The transcript is spliced from 8 exons. The record is from RefSeq and is a predicted model, not a curated record. NCBI's taxonomy places the organism in Eukaryota, Metazoa, Arthropoda, Insecta, Hymenoptera, Agaonidae. Bases 362 to 1534 code for a protein of 390 amino acids. Gene Ontology annotation, cellular component: lipid droplet; cytosol. Gene Ontology annotation, biological process: lipid storage; positive regulation of triglyceride storage.